UGCCUUUUCCUCCUUACCUCGUCCUGAUACUUCACUCACCGCUGAAGAAGACCAGAACACAAAGGAGAAGCCAUGAGGAACACACUGCUGAGGUUGCUGGCUGCACUCAUGUGCACACUGACUGUCUGCGCCGAUGUGACACCAGUUCAAGACUUUGACCUUACAAAGAUGGCAGGCAAGUGGUACAUUGUUGGCUUCGCCACUAACGCCCAGUGGUUUGUGAACCACAAGGCAGGGAUGAAGAUGGGCACCUCUGUAAUAGUGCCAACUGAUGGGGGAGACCUGGAUCUCUCUUAUGCAAAUUUGAAUGCUGAUGGUACCUGCUGGAGAAUGACUCACCUUGCUAAGAAAACCGACACCCCUGGACGCUUCAGCUUCCACAGCAGAAUUUGGAACAAUGAAAACGACAUGCGCAUUGUUGAAGUUGUGUACGAUGACUACGCUCUGGUCCACACUAUCAAGACAAAGGAGGGAGUGUCUGAGGUCCUCAACAAGCUUUACAGUCGCACUCCUGAGUCCAGUGUCACCCUGCAGCAGAAGUUCACACAGUUCUCUCUGGAGACUGGCGUCCUCCCUGACAACAUUGUCAUCUUGCCUAAGAAUGCUGAGUGUCCCGAGGUGUGAAGUCUCCUGCCGUCCGCCACCUCUUGCUCUCUGAAGUCCCAGGCUUUCAUCUCAGAAGUCUUUAUUUCUUCACCCCAGUAUCACAAAGCUUCACCUGAGACAAUAAAACCUAAGCAUUUCACUCCGACCCCUGCUGCGUACCAAAGACCAAUCCUGAUCCUAGUUCAGAGCUCAUUUUCUCCAACUCACGCAUUAACUGUGGCAUCAGAGUGGAACAACAAAGAGCUGAUAGUGAGACAACAGGAAGGAAUAUAAGAGACUGUGAACACUGUCAGUUUACUUUUUGUAUGUGUGUCUUUUGUAACUGCUGAGUGUUUUAACUUUUGUUGAAAUAAACAAAUAAAAAUAAUAAAAAUG
Messenger RNA from Dicentrarchus labrax (European seabass), 981 nucleotides. Its product is annotated as lipocalin-like. The transcript is spliced from 6 exons. Gene Ontology annotation, molecular function: small molecule binding. The record is from RefSeq and is a predicted model, not a curated record. Lineage: Eukaryota; Metazoa; Chordata; Actinopteri; Moronidae. The coding region runs from base 73 to 624 and encodes 183 amino acids.